Rosa chinensis is the source of this 1656-nucleotide messenger RNA. RefSeq lists its product as uncharacterized. Gene Ontology annotation, molecular function: RNA-DNA hybrid ribonuclease activity; nucleic acid binding. Lineage: Eukaryota; Viridiplantae; Streptophyta; Magnoliopsida; Rosales; Rosaceae. The transcript has 2 exons. The coding region runs from base 1 to 1656 and encodes 551 amino acids. The record is from RefSeq and is a predicted model, not a curated record.
AUGAAUCCAAAAAAAUGCGGAUUUGGGGUGUCUUCAGCGAAGUUUCUUGGUUUUGUGGUGCAUAGUAGAGGCAUUGAUGUUGAUCCCAGCAAGAUCCGGGCCAUUGCAUCUCUUCCACCACCCUCAAGUCAGAAAGAAUUGAAGUGUUUCUUGGGAAGAUUGUCUUACAUAAGACGCUUCAUACCUGGUUUAGCUGCUGUUAUCCAAGCAUUCAGACCUCUGUUGAAAAAAGGGAACAAAUUUACGUGGAACGCUGAAUGCGAGGAGGCUUAUUUGAAGGUUCAGCAGCUCAUCACCAAGCUCCCAACCAUGAAAGCACCAACUCCAGGCGUCCCCUUAAAAGUGUAUUUGGCCUCCACCAAUGCAGCAGUGGGAGCAUUAUUAACACAAGAUGGUGAAGCUAGAGAAGAAUUUCCUAUUUACAAUGUGAGCAAGCUUUUGAGAAGAGCUGAAUCACCCUACCCUAAGGCAGAAAGGCUUUGUUUAGCACUUGUCUAUGCAGCACAAAGGUUACGCCACUAUUUUUUGGCUCACAAGCUUCAACUUAUGGUGAAGACUGAUUUGGUCAGAUAUUUGCUGACGAAACCAGUGCUGUCAGGGCGGUUGGCAAGAUGGCUGCUCCAGUUGUCUGAGUUCGACAUUGUAUGUACGACACCAAGGGCUAUUAAGGGGCAAGCCGUGAUCGACAUGAUCACUCUCUUCCCAGAAGAAGAAGGAUUUGAUGUUUCUCAUGACAUACUCGGAGAGUUACCUGGAAUGACAGCAGUGGUUGAAGGAGAGGAGCCUUGGACCCUUCACUUCUAUGGGUCAGCCACGGCUAAUGGAGGAGGAGCUGGAGUUGUACUCGUUGACCCUAAGGGGCAUGCCAAACCCCUUUCGUUCAAACUAAACUUCUCAUGCACCAAUAAUGUGGCAGAGUAUGAAGCUUUUAUUGCUGGGCUCGCAACUGCACAUGAAUUGAGAGUCAAGAAAAUCAAAGUGACCGGGGAUUCAAACCUAGUCAUUAGCCAAUUAAAGGGAGAUUUUGCAGUGAAAGAAGCAACCUUGGCACCCUAUAGGACUUUGGCAAAAAAGUUGAUCAAGAAGUUUGAGCAAAUAACUCUUAAGCACAUUCCCGGCAACACUAACAGAUAUGCAGACGCUUUAGCUACCCUUGGUUCCAAGCUUUCAUUCACAAGGGAGCAACCCAACAUCACUGUAAUCCAAAACAACAAGCCAUGUGUAAAAGCUAUGAUUUUCUCAAGCCCAUCAAGAGGAGUAUUAGCCCGCUGUGUAGAUGAAAAAGAAGCUCAGAGGAGAUUGCAAGAAGUACAUGAGGCCACUUGUGGGGUUGAGCAGGUGGUCAGCUUAUACCGGAGGUUGCAACAUAGAGCUUAUUACUGGCCAGACAUGAAGAAACAAGCAGCGGAGAUGCAACUCUCAUGUUCUAAGUGCUCCUUGACUUUGUCAGAGCAGGAAGGAUUUACAGCAGCAAUUACUGAAGAUUGGAGGUCACCAUACUUGAAAUACCUCAUAAGUAAAACAUUGUCGGAAGAUCGUAAGCAUGCAUACAAGGUCAAGAAGACGAUGAAAAGGUAUUUUGUGGAUGGGAGCACGUUGUAUAGAAAGGGAUUCAAUGGUGAUCCAUUAAGAUGCCUUGGGACUACUGAAUGUUAA